Molecule: messenger RNA, 2565 nt
Organism: Naegleria lovaniensis
Lineage: Eukaryota; Heterolobosea; Eutetramitea; Acrasida; Naegleriidae
Exons: 1
Coding region: 1-2565 (854 amino acids)
Molecular function (GO): glycosyltransferase activity
Source: RefSeq, a predicted model, not a curated record
AUGUCCUCGUCGUGUCCGCAGUAUUUAUCAUUAACCACGACUCGAACGGUUAAUUUUAAAAACGCUGUGGAUGCUACUACUAGUAGAACUGGCAAUCAAGGCUAUGCUGGGAGUAGUAUUGAUCUGGCUCAUCAUCCGAGAGCUAUGUCGGCUACCCACCACCGUUCGUUAUCACCUCGGAGUGAUCCUCUGAGGCUUGUUAUGAAUGACGAGGAGGAUUUUGCAAGCCUUUCUGUGAGUGGUAAUGAUGAGAAGGAAACAACAGCUACAGAACUUUUUAGUAAUGGCGGCUCAUCAACUAUUUCAUCAACAGCAUCUCCGUCAUUGUCGCCGAAGAGAAACGUGUUCUCAUCUCAUAUGAGCGUUGAAAUUGUUCCUAAAAAAGAAAGGAUAGCACCAAUACUCAACAGGAAUGAGAGUUUUAAUGGUAGUAGUAGUGGCAGCUCUGAGAAUGAUGAUCCACUAAAAAAUUCUCGGUUUCACAAUGGCGAGAGAACGUCUUCCGAGGAAAGUAUGGAUCGUCAUGGCGAGUCUUGCUGUGAAAUAUUUGAAGAUGAUGAUGAUCACUAUGAAAGCAAACUAUUGGGCACAACAACCACAUAUUCCAACACUUCUUCCUUCCAAACACCACCGUCGCUCUCAACCUUCGUGUCCAACAGUCGUGAAGUUUAUAAAAGGAUUAUGCGACCCGACAUGAAUGCUCCGUUCGUGGUUUUUAUAAUGCUUCUCAUUAUUGUAGUGACAGGCGUCCUUACAUUGAUGAAUAUCAACAACAAGAGUUUGCAUCCCAUCAACAACAACAGCGACCAAAGGUCAACACAAAUUUUCACGACGAACCUUCAAAAUUCUGUAAAUACCCUUUCCCAAUUGAAAGAUGCCUUUAAUAGAGCCGACAUGGUGAAUCCCACAAACUCAACCUUUGCAUUUUCAACAUUCUUGUCAGUGGCCAGCAAUGAAAAAGUGGCCUUUGACUAUACAGUAGGAGUUGUCACAUUAUUUCAGAGUGUCAUUUCGAACACAAAAACAAAUUAUCCCUUCGUUGUGGUGGUUGUACCUCCACGAAUUAAUGAUGCAAAGGGAUUGACUGAGAGCGUCGUUGUAAAAAGGACUCUCUCGGUAAUUACCGACAUUCAACAAUCGUUAAGGCCGGAAGAACUUUCUCGUAUGCGAUUUGUGAUCGCCUCCUACAUCUCCAAUCCAACGGAGGGAAAACACGCAAUUGCCAAUAACGUUGAAAAUCGUUACAUUGACACCUUCAACAAGCUUCACAUGUGGAAAUUGGAUGAAUUUAAUUUUAAAAGAAUCAUUUACUUUGAUGCAGAUGUCAUCGUUCUGAAGCCACAAAUCGAUACUCUAUUUCAAUGUGGUCACUUUUGUGCAGUGAGCGAUUUGUGCAUUCCAGAAUUUUUCAACGGUGGUUUAAUGGUUUUGGAACCCAAAGAGGAAACAUAUCGAGACAUGACUGAAAAAAUACGACAACCUGAAUACAAGAGCUAUGACGGUGGAGAACAAGGAUUUAUUAAUCGAUACUUUGAUUUCAACAUCAACAGUACAGCAUGGCCAUUACGAGCCCAGGCACUGGGAUACAAACAACAUCAACAAGAGCGUAGUACUAUUAACCUGAAUGGCAAUUUUGAAGAAUUGGCACAAAAAGUUCCUUCCUCUGUAUAUAGACUUCCUUUCAAUUUCAACGUUCAAUCUCAAUUGGCCUUACUUUCAAGCAUUGGAUGGCACAAGUUUGCAUCGACAGCUGUCGACGAUGGCUCCAUUGCACUGCAUCUUGUGUUUCCAGUCAAACCAUGGACCUUUAUUGGUUAUCCCAUGCUUUCUCCCAGCUACAUGUGGCAAACCUAUUUCAGAAAAACAGCACUAUAUAGAAUUAUUCCUUGGGAGCUAUUACUGUUGAAUUUCUCAUUAUGUUGUCUUGCAGUAAUAAUCAUCAGUAAGCAAGUGGGAAAGAUUGAGUUACCAACCCUUCUCCUUUCAAAUUUGUUUGGAAACAUGAUUGAGGAUCAUGUAAAACAUUUCAAGGAUGGAACAGAGAGUUGGAAAAGUUUCCUAUUUUUCAAUUUCAUGCCUCCCCUAGCAGUGAUUUUUUCUUGCCUUGUGUCUGCAUAUGUUUACCUGGCCUUGUUGCUGAUUCAACAAUAUGAUCCUCAUAUGAUUUGGGCCAUGAUGAUAGUCACAAGCGGAUCCAUUACCGCCAUUAUCUUGGGAUUAUACACGAAUGUGCUGUCACAUGCUACUUUCUUGCACUUUUCAAAACGAUUUUUUACGCUCAAAAUUGGCCAAAAUUACAACAGCAAAAAGUAUUUCUUUUGGCUUGUUGGAACAUUAGCGUUUGGUACGAUUGGUUGUAGCUCAGUUUUUAUAUUCUGCAUGUAUACGAUUGGAUUAUUUGUAUUGCAGAUUGUCUACGCCUCUUUAAUUCUCCUUGCAUUUUUACUCUUGCUCUAUUUGAAAGUAUUGCAACCCAUCUCUCAUCUCACAAUUAUAAGAACAUUGAAAAAUUUGACGAAAGAAGGAGAGAAAAAUUCCUUCUUCAAGAACAAGCUGGAUGUUUGA